CCUUAAGAAUCAUCAAGGUAUACAAUAGACCUUCAGAUCGGAAAAAUUCAUUAUCGUAUCCCUGUCUGUUCACCCUAUAAAUACCGAAGUCUUUGCUAGAAGAAUCAGUAUAUCCCAGUCUCCAACGAAGUAAAGUAAAGUUUCUGCCUUAACGAAAUAAAUAACGAAGAUGAAGAUCAUUUUUACAAUCUUGUGUCUCGUACUUCUGGCUGUUUCCUUCGUCAUGGGUUGCAAGCCACCAGGUUUGCCUUGUACCGACGAUAGUGAUUGCUGUGGACCAUUAAUAUGUAAUCCAUGGGCUGGUCGUUGCACCAAGAAAAUGACCCCAUCAUCGACGAAUCUGCCAGGAAAUUCCGAAGUUCCAACCAAUGAAAAACAAAAAUGAAGAAUGAACUGAUUAAUGUGGAUAUUAAUUCGUAGGCCUACUAAUUAAAUUGCAAUUACCUUACUUUACUAGGAUUCUGAAAUUCAAUGUAAAAAUAAUAUACAUUAAUUAAUACGUAAAUAAAUAUAAUAUA
This is a messenger RNA of Osmia lignaria (orchard mason bee), 518 nucleotides long. RefSeq lists its product as uncharacterized. The record is from RefSeq and is a predicted model, not a curated record. Lineage: Eukaryota; Metazoa; Arthropoda; Insecta; Hymenoptera; Megachilidae.